UAGUAUAUGCUCUAAGAUACCUCUUGAACCGAAAACAGCCCAUUCAGUCUGUCAAAAUCAUUCGUCUGUAGUGGGGAGAUAUCCAGAAAAGUCCUUAACCUCUGACACUAGGGAACAUCGUAAUUACAACAGGUCCGAUGACGGUUUUUAUCAAGUCAAUAAUCAGAUGUUAUACCGAUCCUAUUACUGUUAUUGCUAGUGUACGUAUCCUUCGUCAUCCCUAUUGUUUUUAAUUGCUUAAUCUGAAAAUUUAGCAAUCCGCGUGAAAAUGAAUCAACAAGGGCAUAGUAAUUGCAACAAUAACCAGUUUAGAGCCAUCCCGGACCUCGGAAGAAGAGGAAUCCCCCACCUUUGCCACCCCGUACAAAUAGAUCUGUUCAAAGUUACCAGCCAAUGUAUGGGGAUCACAGAUCGUUGCCUUCACCGUAUUACAGUGGAUAUGGAACAGGCAUGAAUUACAGAGGCUAUGGAGGCUAUGGCUCAUAUGGUGGAUAUGGCGGGAUGUCAGGUUAUAAUUCAUAUAAUCAAUUUGGCGGGCCUAGUGGCGAUGUAGAGAAUCGAUUUGUCCAGUUAGCCGAAGAGAGAACCAGGCCAGCAUUCCAAUCCAUAGAAACAAUGGUACACACAUUUUCAUCUAUCACAAUGAUGCUUGAAUCAACUUUUUUUGCAAUGACAAGCUCGUUUAGAGCCAUUCUUAGCGUAGCAGACAACAUAGGUAGAUUACGCUCCAUGUUCGGACACUUCUUGGAUACAUUUGCUCUUAUUAGAUUUAUGAAGUGGUUGUACUGGAAGAGUAUGUACACGCUGGGAUUACGCCCUGACGAUCCAAACAGUGAAUUGUUAUGGCGCCAGACAGCAAUUGAAGUCAUGAAUGGAGGGAAAACGGGAUCUUCUAGUUGGCCAAUUUUCAUGUUUCUCAGCAUGUUGUUUGCCAUUCCUUAUUUAGUCCAUAAAUUAGUUCAUAAUGCCAAAGAACUUAAAAUAAACACUGAUAAUCCAAAAGAAUGGUUCCAACAGAACGAGCCUAUGUAUACAGCAACAGCGACAUAUGACUUUAAUGCCACUUCUAGUGAAGAACUCAGUUUAAGAUGUGGACAAAAAAUUUGGCUAGCACCAAAAUCUCUGCAACCUAAGGAUACACCUGGUUGGUGGAAAGCAACGGAUAGUGUGAACGUGGGUUUGAUACCAUCUUCAUAUGUGACAGUGGUUGGGCAGAUUAAAAAAAAAUCAACAGUCCUUGAACAGGGAACAGCGAAUGAUUGUUCUGAAAAUAUUGGCACCAGUAUGGCUCAGAGUUCUAAUCAGAAAGACAAAUGUAGUUUUCCCGAUCUUGAGGAAGCUUUCGGGACUAAAAUACCCGAGGAAGGUUAAAAUUAUUGCUUCAUUUUGAUAUAACUUAUGGAUUUGUAAUUUCGUAACACAGAAAAAUAUGUUGAGUAAUGAAUGAUUUGUUUGGAAAGCAAAUUGACCUGUGAAGUCAUUUGAGGUGUCUGUCUAAAAAAUAUUUAUAUUAUCAGUCGAAUUAGAUGUAAAAAUACAUGGUUUAACCCAUCCAUUUUUCAAUCACAA
This is a messenger RNA of Neodiprion fabricii, 1569 nucleotides long. RefSeq names its product peroxisomal membrane protein PEX13 (gene Pex13). The transcript has 5 exons. Gene Ontology annotation, molecular function: protein binding. NCBI's taxonomy places the organism in Eukaryota, Metazoa, Arthropoda, Insecta, Hymenoptera, Diprionidae. Bases 394 to 1371 code for a protein of 325 amino acids. The record is from RefSeq and is a predicted model, not a curated record. Gene Ontology annotation, cellular component: peroxisomal membrane; peroxisome; peroxisomal importomer complex. Gene Ontology annotation, biological process: protein import into peroxisome matrix, docking.